Messenger RNA from Oxyura jamaicensis (ruddy duck), 13810 nucleotides. It is a transcript of the gene AFF2, whose product is annotated as AF4/FMR2 family member 2. Lineage: Eukaryota; Metazoa; Chordata; Aves; Anseriformes; Anatidae. Gene Ontology annotation, cellular component: nucleus; nuclear speck. The transcript has 21 exons. The coding region runs from base 467 to 4267 and encodes 1266 amino acids. Gene Ontology annotation, molecular function: G-quadruplex RNA binding. The record is from RefSeq and is a predicted model, not a curated record. Gene Ontology annotation, biological process: regulation of RNA splicing.
AGAUGGACAGCCCAGCCUGUUUCAGUGAAGUGCAGCGGCUGCGUAGCUGAUGUAAGCAGAGAGAUAGGUGCCUUUGAAGAGUGAUUCAGCAGCUCUCGGUGCUGACUAAUCACUAGAUUUAGCCACUAGCAAAUGUAAGCUCCACAGUGAUGUCUGAGCUCCUGCCUUUUAGGGCUGGCAUAAGGCUCUGACUCAGGGUUGUAUCUGCCCACUAAUGAUCUGGUGCCUACAGCCCUCUUCUGAUGCGAGAUGUCUGAGCCCAUCAUGUUUCCUUAGAAGUAGCAAAACCCUCAACAAAAUGUUUCUGCCUUAAUGGUACUUUGUGGCUUUUCUGUUAUAACCUGGAGACAGAGAGAGCAUGGCUUCAGGGCCCCCGGUGCCCUGAGGGGGCAGAGCCUGCACCCUCACCUGGGAAAGGUAUCCUGGAGAAACUGGACUCCAUGCACCUGCCUGAAGAUGAGCUACAAUGCUUCCGAAAAUGCAGCAGCCACAGCGCCAGAAUCACUAUGAGCAAGAUCGGAGUGCACUUAAGCGGAAAGAAUGGGAGAGAAGAAACCAAGAAGUCCAGCAAGAUGAAGAUCUCUUUGCUUCAGGUUUUAACCUCUUUGGUGAACCCUACAAGACAAAUAAAGGUGAUGCUCUUGCAAACCGUGUCCAGAACACGCUGGGAAACUAUGAUGAGAUGAAGGACUUGCUAACUAACCAUUCCAAUCAGAGCCACCUUGUAGGAAUCCCAAAGAAUUCUGUCCCGCAGACGCCCAUCGACAAAAAUGAACAGACCUUUUUCCCGGAACAAAGAAACAGGAUGAUCCCAUCUCAUCAGAUCAGUGGCCACUCAUCGACAUCAAUGCCUCCUCCUUCUUCAUUAUCAUCCAAUUCUACUUUGCUACACGGUCACCAGAGCAGCAGGAAGUCGAGGACAGACUGGUCGCGUGGUGGGCACAACUCCAGUGGGGCCCAGCCAAGCCAAUCCAGUAGUCAGCAGAGUAGGACAAAGCAUAGCUCUUCUCAUGACCAGCCUCAGGGCAGGUACGAAGACCUCUACAAUUGUCAGAGUGAGCAGCAUAAAAGUGGAGGAACUGAGGAAGCAAAUUCUCUGGCAGCAUCUUCACAUUCAAGGCGGCAUAAUCAUUCAAAGUCAGCAGCUGGAGAACAUACUUACAAAGAAAACAGUCAUUCAAAGUCACCCACAGAGCUUGAGUUUGUAAGUCAUGGUCCUGGAUCUCCACUUCCUUCCACAUCUUUGUUAUCUGCAAACAAUGGUCUUUCGACCCAGAAUUUCCCACCAGGACUUCACUGUAAAAACAGCAUGGUCCAGCAAAAGCCUACGGCGUAUGUUAGGCCUAUGGAUGGUCAGGACCAGGUACCCAAUGACUCGCCUGAACUGAAACCUCCGAUAGAAAUUGAGAGUGGAUAUGGAAAUCAGUCCUUUGGAACGCUGUUGGAAGGAAAAGUGAACACCCCUAGUUCGAAGAACAAAGUACCAAAGCUUAACAUUCCUCCUGUUGGUGAAGUUACACUUCCCAAUGACUCCAGCUGUGUGGAAGAAAUAUUGCGGGAGAUGACCCAUUCCUGGCCUCCUCCUCUUACUGCUAUUCACACUCCUGGCAAGGCUGAGCAGACCAAGUUUUCUAUCCCAAGCAAGGUACAAGACUCCCAACAUCUGACCUCAGGAUACAAUGUACAAAAGUGGAGCGAUCCAGCAGGGAAAGUUGCAACUAAGUCAGUGCCACAAAAGUCAAUGCUUGAGGAUGAUCUGAAACUCAGCAGUGAUGAAGAUGACAAUGAACAGGCUGCUGAAAAGACAAAAUUGAGAAACAUUCCUGUAAACGGCCUGCCGGUGCCAGCAGCACAUGCGGCUGGCUUGGCCCAUUCCAGCGGUGGCUCUGGGAGCUCCAGCGAGUCCGAGAGCAGCUCUGAGUCUGACUCCGACAGUGAAAGCAGCUCCAGUGACAGCGAGUGCAAUGAGGAGUCACGCAGUGCCACACCGGAGCCUGAACCCCCUUCAACAAACAAAUGGCAGCUGGAUAAAUGGCUAAAUAAAGUGAACCCCCACAACAAGACCAUCAUCAACAAUCAAAAUGAGCCUCACAGCGAAACCAGCUCCCAGCCACAGAGCAGCCAGCAGGCCGAAGGGCAGAACAAAGGGAAGCUCAACAACAGCCUGCCCCCGACCGAUCCCAAAGACCGGGCGAUCCUCAGUCCCAUCCGAGAGAAAGCCAAACCGCGGGUUGCCCAGAAAACCCCAGAGGCAAAAAGCUCCAAGCAGAAGUCGCCAGCUCAUAAUGAGCCAACUUCACAAAGGACUACUGGGAAAAAGCAACCCAAAAAGGUAGAAAGGACUUCCAGUGUAGAAGAGUAUAACUGGCCCAAACCAAAUAAUACCAGCAACACUCCCAAAGAAAAAGACCCGCAGGAACCCCCCGAGCAGCCAAAGGUUCGAACUAAAGCAGCAGUUGGGAAGACUGCUCCAAGGAAGGAACCACGAACGAGCACAGGUCUCACUUCAGAGAAGAAAAAGUACAGAGGCCCCAGCAAAAUUGUCCCCAAGUCCCGGGAAUUUAUCGAAACUGAUUCGUCUACUUCUGACUCAAAUACAGACCAGGAGGAGAGCUUGCAGGCUAAGAUAUUGCCAGCUUGCAGUGGGCCAGCGAAUGGCAUCAAAGUGAAGGACUCUGGCAGUAACAUCCUCAGUGUAAGUAGCUUAACUAGCAAUGGCAGCAACACAUCCAUCGACCAGACCAGCAACGACUUGGAGGAGCAGCUCUUUUCUCCUAUCCCAAUCGUACAAAAUGAACUUCUGUCCCCACUGAGAGAAUACGAAGAACUCAAAUCUCUUUGGGUGAAAAUAGAUCUUAGUUUACUCUCUAGGAUACCUGGGCAAGAGCCUUUUGAGACUACAUCUGUGAAAACUGAACCAAGAGAGGCAAAUGUGAAACACAGACGACCAUCUCGAGAGUCCCCUACCCCAGCAGCUGAAAAACCAUCCACAAAAUCCAAAAGGAAACACAAGCAGUCGGAAAACCUGGAUACCUUUGUUGAAACCAAGAAGCAGCGCCUGGAGGACCCUUCAGCUUCAUGCUUGCUCCCACCUUGUAUCUCUCCAAUACCGAAUCACAGAUUAACCAGCACUAAAGAGAACAGCAGUAGCUCAGUGAAGAAGGUGGCAAAGAAAAGAGAAGAGAAGCUGUUCCCUCCUCCGUUAUCCCCCCUCUUGGAUGAGCCCGUGCACCGGCGGCACAGCAGCGACAACAGCUCCUUCAGCCAAGAGACCAACAUCACAAACACCUCUCAGGCCAGCAGCUCUUCCUCUUCUGUUUCUAAACACAGAAAGAAUGAAAAUAAAUCCUCUUCUAACCCCAAAGGAGUCUGUGAGGAAGAAUCCCACAAUGCACCAACAGCCAAUGCUCUUCUUGAUACCAGCCAUCUAGAAACAGACAUCUGGUCUGCAAUGCCAACUCUUUCUAAUGGGAAUUCUGAGCCCAGAAGACCUAAAAUUACAUUUGAUGAUGUGCUCCACAACGCAGAUUAUUACAUGCAAGAGGCUAAGAAGCUAAAGCAUAAAGCAGACGCAUUGCUGGAGAAGUUUGGCAAAGCAGUGAAUUAUGCUGAUGCUGCCCUCUCCUUCAUCGAGUGCGGGAACGCUAUGGAGCGAGAUCCAUUAGAAGCUAAAUCUCCAUACACCAUGUACUCGGAGACUGUGGAACUCAUCAGGUAUGCAAUGAGACUCAAGAAUUUCACAGGCUCUUCUGCUACAGAAGGGGACAAGAAACUAGCAGUUUUAUGCUACCGAUGCUUAUCACUUCUCUACUUGAGAAUGUUUAAACUAAAGAAGGACCAUGCUAUGAAGUACUCCAGAUCUCUGAUGGAAUAUUUUAAGAACUCUUCAAAAGCCUCACAGGCCCCCUCACCUUGGGGCGGCAAUGGAAAGAGCACAGAAACGCCGUCGCCCAUGUCCCUGAGCCCAUCCCCCGUCAGCUCUGCUGGAAGCAGCAUGGGCACCGCCGGCUCCUCGUCGGCAGGGACCAUCACCAUCCCUCAGCGCAUCCACCACAUGGCUGCCAGCCAUGUCAACAUCACCAACAACGUCCUGCGGAGCUACGAGCACUGGGACAUGGCUGACAAGCUGACGAAGGAGAAUAAAGAAUUCUUUGUAGACCUGGACUCAGUGAUGGGACCCUUAACACAACACAGCAGUAUGACCAAUCUGGUUCGUUACGUUCGCCAAGGACUCCACUGGCUCCGCAUUGAGGCUCAUUUGUUGUAGUGACUGCUGCCCUGCUCAUAACAUCCCCAUUCUUCUACCUCUACCAGCGCACAGACGAUCACUGGUGGAACUCCACUCAUUUCUGGAAGUUUAUUCAUGUAACUUCAUUUUUAUUGCCUUUUUUAAUAUCCUAUCUAUUGGAAGUAGAAGUCACCAUAAAUGGAACUUAUGACUCAAGAGCAGUAUGUGUUGUACCACCUAAUCAUUUUCGACAAUUUUCUAUGCCUUGUGUCUCCUGGAUCCUGCCAUCCUUAUGUGCUUUAUGGAACGGUACAUUCCCUGCAGUAUUGUUUUAAGUCCAUGCUGCCUUCAAGUGAAAACAAAAAAGCACUUUGAGAAGAUAUGGAUUCCUGAGAAAUAGUACAAACAGUCUUAAAUAUUUGAGGGUAUAUAUGAUAAGCCCCUUCUGAAAUAAAUUAGUAGAAGUUAUAGCUAUUCACUCACAAUCAUCUUCUGAACCUGAACCAAGCUUUUCGCCACUUAAUUCUGGCAUCAUUACCUUACACAGUAUGUUGCUAAGAUUUCAUACUUCCUGUAGGCUUAAUCUCUAAAAGAGAACAUUGAAUAUCUUACAGGUACCUAAUGUAAGAUCACCAAAGGUGUUAAGAGGUAAAAGGUUGAAGGAAUGCCUCAUUAAAGAAAGAUGACACACUAUGCAAUGAGGUUUUGAUAUUCCAUUCUACCUGUUUAUUGUUGGCUUAAUAAUUUCAGUAGGCAGCACAAUUUAUUGCAGUUUUUAGGCAAUUUCAGAAUAUUAGCUUUCAUAGUCUCAUCUACCAUUUCUUUACUAAAUCUGUGAUUUUUCUUUCAGUUUUGCUGUUUAGUCUCAAACAAAUACUCAUCCAAGAUUUUUCUUCAUGGAACAAUCUCUUCUUGCAUAGUGACUCAGUGAAAGCAGAUUUUAACAGGAAUGCUACACUCUAAGCAUUGAUAUUGUAUGUAAAAAUCCAUUAAUAAGUGUAUGCAGAUUCUUUAUGAAACUCUCUAGAAGUUUAACUAACCAGCUACUGUUGAAACAUUAUAAUUCCGUGUGGCAUCAAUUUACACCUGUUUUGUUCAUUUCGGAGCAUUAGAAACAAAUAGUAUUACCUUGCUAUCAUGAAAACAAUGACAAAUUAAAUAAAAUCAACAGAUUUACCCAAAAGCAAUAUAACAUUUGUUUAAUAAUGGCCAUGAAUACUUCAGUCAAAUUACCUAUUUUCUAAGCUCUGCAUCUAUUUACCCAUGCUGUCAUGUUUUGGACCAUUCUUCUAAUGUGUGAAUAAUAAUGAGACAAUUCAGAUAGAAUUUCCAAGCAAUUGUGAAUAAAUUACACCAUUUCACAUUUGCUCUUUCCUCUUCUUUUUUUUUUUCCCUUGUUAUAAACUGCACUGCUCUUCUGGUGCCACUGCAAGAAGCGCUGGUGCAUGAAACAAAACAAAAUGAAUUUAUAUCAAUAAUUCACAAGACUUUAAAUGGUCUCAUCUCAUUCUUGAUGUAAUGCCUGCAUACCUUACUGAACUGUAAAUUCCACUUCUAUAAACAGAAAAUGCUCAUAGCAAUGUAAAUAUUAUUCUGUCUCAUCUCAUUGAAAUAAUACAAUGUGUGUAUUAAAUGCCAUCCAGAUAUUAGUUAAUUGCAAUUACCUUCUGCUAUAUAAUCCUGUAUAUCCUUUAAUCUGGUGAGUUAUUGGAUUCUACUCACUGGGUUGUGACCAGAUAAAUAGGACAAAUUUGCAUUUAAAAGGUUCAGACUGUUAUGAUUUUUAGAGCAGGCCUUGGAUAUUUGCAAUAAGAGCAGUUGAAGGACUCUGCCCAGUGCACAUUUAAGACCAACGUUACUGUAGCUGUUGUGUAUUAUUUCCCUAAGUUACCUUUCCUUAAAAAUCAGUAAUUGCUGAUUUUUUGUUCCAGAAGACUGCAUUGUAACUCUAGUCAAGGUGUGUCAUUGGAGGAAUCAUACAGUUUAGGGUUGUCUGCAAAAGCCAUUUGCAGAACACGCACAUCCUGCAUUAUCUGCACAUUCCUGUUCCUGAAGUGGGUGAUACGCCCUUAUCUCCUCUUGGAGGGUUUCGGUGACAUGGCUGAAACAUGAAUCCGACAGCAUUUGUCACGCUUAUUCUGGUCCCGGUAGCUAAUGAAUAAAACCACAAGAGGAAAACAAUUAAGAACUGUAGAAGGGCGUUUUGUUUUGCUUUUUAAAAACAAAAUGUUUUAAAACCAAAACAAACACUUCCAGUAUUAUUUUUGACCAGGGUGAGUACUGGAGAUGAAGCAGUGCCAGGGUGGUUUUGUCACAAGCCAGAGUUUUCCAUUCCCUUUGCAAGAUCUUGCUGAUGAGAUUCGGUAACUAUUCAGUCCAAUUAAGUGUGCUGUCAUCACUGUUUCCUUUAAUGCAGACUGAAACCCUAGACUGCCAUGAAUUUAUGAAAAAUAGAUAUGGCUUGAAAUGCGAUCUUUAGUCACAAGACUGUUCAAAGAACGAGUUUCAGUCACUCAGGGAAGACAGCAUGUUAUCUUCCGCCUGUUGCUUGCAGUAAACAGACUCCUAUCUCUAAAUUUACCUCGUAUCCACAAUCUCUUGCUUAAACAGCUUAAGGAAUUAGCCCACCUGAUUUUGCAUCCUGUGACUUAGUUUGGAAUGUAUGCUGAGUCAAUGGCACAAUUACAGUAAGUCCAGCAGUCAGGCCUAGAUCCCAAGCCAACUUACUGUUUAGCAAUCUUGUUUCAAAAGCAGCUUAGAAACAAAUUAAAUAUGGAGAGUGAAUUACCUUCUUAUCCCUGGGGAUGAUGCUUCUUUUGGGUUAGUUAUUAAGGAUUAUUGCACUUUUACAGGCACUGCAUUCAUCUCAUUUCAAAUGCUAACAUGUCAUCUUUGUGGAAUCAUUUUACCCUUUAAAAUAUUAUUUCCAGCAGAGUUAAUCAAACGAGAUUGUUUGUUUCGAUCCACAGGGAAGCAGCAUGUGUUUGCUUGGGCAUUUGCUGUCUGCUCUUAACACUGCCCACUUCAGGCAUUCAAAGUCAUGAACCGAGCACCAAAAAUUACAAGAUUGGCUCCAAAUCAUGGCUUUUAAAAAUUAUUAUAUAAUUUUAUUUUUGGUUCCUUCAUUGCCUUACAGAUAAUGAGCUUUGAAGCUGAUUUCAAGACAUGUUUUCAGGCAUUUUUCAAGCAUGCUCUUGGCCAGAAAUGACAUACUUGGUUUUAAUAGUGAGAGGCUGAGACCCUGAUGUAAUCUCUCGAUUUCUGCAGCUGGGCUUUAAGAUGGACACCAAGCUUCAUAAAACAUUGCCAGAGCUGACAAGGCUGUCAUUUGUGUCCCAUGCUUCAGGAGGUUUGGAGCAAUAUCCAUAGCUCAGCAGUGAAGGGAGCAUGCAAGCAAAGGGCUACACGCAAACAUUUGGGAGCUCUAUCAGUACAAGAUGUGAGGGCAGCAAAGUCCUAAGUGCUGGAGUGAGGCAUUUACAUAGCACUUAACCUCCAUGUCAAGAGCUGCAGCAGGUCUUAAGUGAAGUAUUUGACAACGUGCAGGCAGCAUGUCCUGCUUUGACUGCAGUAACUAUGUCUAGCCAUGAGAUGUGCGUUGAGAAAACUUUGUCCAUGAGAGCAUGGCUCAAAGGGAAAGCCUGAGAUGUUGCAUCCCAUAUGGGCUGUGUUCCCCUUGACCAUGUCCUGCUGAUCACUGGUUGCAGCUGUGUUCCAUUGGCUCCUUUGCAAGGACAAAGCACACUUCCCAUUCUAGCAAACUAACAAUCUAAACAGUUCACACUGAGUUUGGAUAGCUAGGUUUGGCCUAAUAAUUGUGCUAUUUUAUUUUAUUUUAUUUUAUUUUAUUUUAUAUUUUAUUGCCAUUCUGGUUUAGCUUGCAGCCUUUUUGUUGAUAUUGUUGGUGGUAACCUUCCCAGCUUGCUUUUUAUAGCUUCACUUCAAUUUUUCUUAUAUGGUCUUUGGACUUUUAAUUAUUUAAAUAGCUUCCAUUAAUAUACUGUGUCAUGAUGACCUCCUUUGAAAGAUAGGGGCAGGUCUGUUGAUUUCAGUGGUGUGCAUUUUUUUUGAAGAAUAAAGGUUAAGAUCUUUGUUCCUCCGAAAGAAACAAAAUCAGAGAAAAUUUAAUCUUGACCUUAUUUUCUAUGCAUUUUGAAUUCCACAGAUUUUAUGAUGUUCUUCCAUUAUAAUAGUUUAGAUCCUCUGGUAAGUUUUUAGGUACUUUGGAAGAAAUAUUUUCAUUGUAUUUUUAUCAGUAUUUAAUGCUGCUUAAAUCCAAUGAUCAGUUUCGGGAUUGCAGUUUAAAAUACUGAAAGAAAUGGGGCCAGUAAAUGAUUCUGAUUUAGAUAUUACUAGGCUUCUUUGCUUUCAGUUCAGGAGAAGCUCCACUACACACAAUAUUGAGGCACACUCACAUGUGCAUGCCCACAUAUGUGUGGAUUUGGAUGUGGAUUUGCGACAAAAGUAUGUGUUCAUUACUUCAUAGCAUAGGAGAAAUGAUGCGGUAGCCUUAAAGAGGAAAUGCUCUUACCAGUGCUGAGUGGUGGUAGGAUUAUUAAUGUGUUCCUCUGCGGUUUGUGUGUAGUCCUAUUUGCAUCUUUUGUCUCCUUGCAAGCAAUGAAGGCGUGACAGAAAGCAGCAACAGCUCCCUGAAGUCAGCGUCACUUCUGACUGUGCUGUCAGCGUAUCGUUUUUCACAAGGUUAACUCAUCUGCAAUAGACCAGCGAGUUGAAAUUUUAAGAAAGGAAAAAUAUUUCACAGGUCACCAAAGAAAAUUAAUUUGUCAUUUUGAGCCAAGUGUGGAAAUGCUCUACACGUGGGCAGGCCCAAGGACCAAAGUGUCGGUGCAAAGGGUCUUUGCCUCCCGCGGCACCUCCCUGACCUCGGCAGAGAGCAGUGGGUGUGAGGCAGAGGGGAAGUGAGUGAGAAACCAGUCCCCUGUCCUGAUGACAUCUUCCAGCUUUACAUACUGUCUUAUAGGUGCAACACAAGGCUUGUUAAUGUUGGGAGGGCUCAAUUUGUCUAUUUCUAAUACUUCUGUACUUCCGUGAUAUAGCCAAACCAUGGGGCACGGCAAUGCAUACAGGCAUUCUGUAUUGUCUAAUGACAUAGACAAUAUAGAGAGAGAUAAAUAUAUAUAUAUACACAUAUAUAUAUUUCACUAGAUACAGUGACAUUUUAGAGAUAUCACCUGAUAUUUUGUAGCCUAUAUGUGUAGGCUAAAAGCUCAGUUAGGCUCUUCUUCGCUAUUGAAACUCCCUUGCUCCUGAACACGAAGUGUUUCUGCCUGCCUUACAGAGUAGCCACCAUCUCUACAGUGUUGUGUGCCGACCUGCCUCUUGGUAGCUUUACUUUAGCUAUUCUGUUUCCAAGACAUUUUGUCUAUUUCUGUUGUCUUUCACGAUCAGUGAUUCUGAUCAUCUUACACCAGCUUGAACCCGUGGUGGUAGCUGUUGAAGUCAGAAGACACCGAGUCCAGAUCUCACGUACAGCGGGCGGGAUCCUGUGGCUAUCCAGAUAGAAGCAAGAGCAAAUGCAGAUGCAGAUGAGUUGCUGCAUAAUGCUGGUGUCAGAUGAGAACCAAACUUGGCUGUGUCAGUAGGUGCUUCAACAGAAACACUAUAAAGAUAAGGUGUGCUCAGAAUCACAGGGUAGGUAUCAACAUCUCAGGCAGCUCCUUGACACUGUAAUCAUGUUAGGUAAUAGUGAAGGUGUGAAGAGUGGUUUAAAGAAACUGGGGCAACUUGGUGUGGGCUGGCACUAUGAAUUUAACCUGUGUGUGCUCAGGUGGAAAGGGGAUUCAUUACUGUUGAUGUGUGCUGUGUAAUAACACUUAUGCCACAGUAUCAUACAGAGUCUGAAUAUGGCACUGUCCCAUCCAAUUCCUUACUCUGCCUCCGGGUGCCACCACAUGUCACAAAGAGCUAAUGUUUGUCACUGCCCUGAAGUCACCAGAGAGUUAAACCGUUUUUCCCAUACAACUUCACCAAGGACCAAGCCCGUGGACCCCGCAGUCAGCUCAAGCAGUGAUGUGCACACAGUGUUUGGAGAGAGGCUGGAGAAGAGACCUUGCCUACCACAGGCUGCGGGGCAGUGCAGAGCUCCCCUCAGGCUGCUCGGGGUGUUGGACGACAGGUCUGCACAGUGGGAUCCCCACCAGCCCUGCCCACAGCACUGGGGUGCAGAAGGCACGGCAGGGGACCACCGCUGUGCCCAGGAGGAUCAAGAGACCCCAGCCCUGCCGCCUGGGUGCCACAGAGCUGUGGCACUGCCUUGGUUUUAGGUUUGGUCUUCCGUGGCUGCAGACAGGACUUGGAUCUGAGUGCUCACUUUCACCUGCUCUGCGUGCAGAAACGUCAAGCAAGUCGACAGAAGCGAUGCAUGCAGCAGCAGCAGAAAACGAAGGCACUGUGUGCUGAAUGGCAAUUGCAGUUGUAGUGUCCGCAGGACCACUUGUGCUUACAGGACUCUGAGUCCUGCUGAUGCCAGUGGUAUAAGCCAUGUGAGCAGAUGAUGCAGCUGUUUGAGACUUGUUUUCUUCUUUGAUUUUCACCGAGUUCCCCUCUAUGCAAGCUCUGUAAGCUCUGUGCUGGAUAUGAGUUUACUCACAGCUGUGUGAGUAUCACCCUGUUGUAAUUCCAUUGAAAUCCACCAAGUAGAAAUAGCCCUAAUUUCUACUCAGUUAUUGCCUUCUCUGGGUUAGAAGUCGGAUUCCAAAGGGAAAGUCAUUGUUUUAAAGGAUAAUGGUAACUAAAAGGAACCAAACUGGGAGCUAAGGAAAUGUAAAAGAACUUGGCUGUUUGUGGGAUUCAUUGGACCAAAUUCUGCUGUUGUCUUAUUGAGCUUGCCGAGCCCUGUUAAUCAAAGGAGAAGCUGGCUAAUAAAAGUGGCAUAGCGUUAUCAGCGUUAAGCUUAUUGGGCCAGAACAUCAAUUGCAUUAACCCAGUUAGUUCAAUGGAAUUACACCCAUUUCUGUUCUGGCUGAGCUCUCACCCCACUGAAAUUUAAGUUCUCCAGACUAGUGCUGGAAUAACUGCCAGCGGAGUUGCUCUUCGCCCAGACCAUAUGUUGGCUCAGCCCUUGCUCAGGGAAACCACCACUGACUUCAGUGACAAGUAAUGUGGAGUUACGAACCCAAAGAAGCUUUGACCCACUGGCAGGAGGCAUUUACCCUUGAAUUUACUCUAUAGUGGAGAACAACAGACAUACUUUAUUUAUGGCAGAGGCAGAGUACAAGUUCCUCAACUGGUGUAAACUGGUGUAGGAGUACUGGCUUCGGUGGAGUUAAUCCAAUAUGAGGAAUCCACACGCUGAGGAGCAAACCCUUUAACCCCAGACUAAUUUUUGCCAAUAUGUCUCUAUGCAGAUAAACUCCCAAAGCUUUUAUCAUCAUGCCUUUUUUUACUGAUCAUGCCAAUGAAAUGAUUAAUGUACCAUAAUCCUUGCCUGCAAGGAAAUACUGUACUUUGCAAAGCUAUGCAGUAUGGAGCACAUCAUAAAACUGCUUUAGACCACACAGUCUGGAAAAGCAUUGUCAGAAACGAGACUAACUGGUAGCUUUUUAUCUGAUGUCGAUUACACUUUCACUCUGCACUUCCACUGCUGAGGUUUUUACAUAUGGAGUGAAUGAUAGUUGGAUGUUUCUGAUGAUUGUGGGCCAAAGCUUCAGCUGAUGUGCUUCUAAGUAGCUCCAUAGAUGUCAGUGCUGAUUUACACCAGCUGAAAAACUAGUCCUCUUCCUUUUCAUACUGUUAUAUGCUCUAAUGCAGCUUUAUAAAUACAUACUGAAGCCGAGUGUAUAUUGAACUGUUCUGAUUGAGCACCAGAUAAUCCUUGCUAAAAGAAUUGGAGGGUAAUUUCUGCCUGCCAUCUAGGUUUGCCUAUGUUUUGUUUUUAACUAAAAGGCAUGUUGCAAUUUCAUUACCUCUGAGUUUAAAUAUUUACUGGCAUCAGCAUUAGCUUGCAUAGAAAAAUAGCAAAUAAAUUCAAAUGUGUCAUAAAUGCUCUCAGUCUAGAGAUGGAAUCUGUUACUUUAGUUCAACGACAUUGCAGCAGGUUAAAGUGUCUUCUCUAAGCCAAAUGGGUUUUGUACAUUUAAAAGUCUUGGCAAAUAUUUAUCCACGUCCAAUUCUACCAUUCUUCCCUUGAGCAUCUUAAUCAACAGGUUGCUCCACUGAAAUCCACAGGAGUAACUGUGUAAAUUAGUGCUCAGCCCCCAGAUUGCAGAAUCAGGCACUGAAUACGUCAGGUGGAUGCAAUCAGGAGUUUAAUUUUAGCCAUACAUAUCAUCUGAGGACACUUAAAAUUAUGUACAUUUUAUCCAAGCUGACAGUCCGUGUAAUUCCAUAACAUAUAUUAUUAUUUAUUCCUGUCUGUAUAUUUGACAUCUCUGGAUUGCAUAUCUUCUACUGAAUCUAAAAUGCUGUUUCUUUAAAACCCACAUUCAAAGGCCUAAGGCAAAUCAUCACAAAGUGUGAAAACGAGUCAAAAGAGCUGGUUAUUUUUUUGCUUUGGCUUUGAGCUCUCCUUCGGUUUGUGUUUGAUCUUUGGCUGUAGCACUCCCGGUAUUUUUUAAAUGGCCCAAUUCUAUUUGUUUCCUGUCUUCUGAAAAAAAGAAAAAGAAAGAAGAAAAAAAAAAAGGCAAAAUGAAAAAAAAAAAAAAAAAAAAAAAGGCAAACUACGAGUAAGAUUCAGGAAAAGUAACCCUGGCUAACUCAGUGGAUGUUUGCUCUUUCUAGUUGUUGUUUUUUUAACCAAGCCAUCUUAGGAGCAGUGUAGUAAGCGCGUCCAUUUGCCUACCAUUAUUGGUUUUUGUGGCAAAUGCUAUUUUUUCCUUUAUUUUAUUUUUUCUUUUGUGUGUGUAUGUGCGCAUGUAUAACUAACCAAAAUAUCAGGAAAAUUUAUAUAUGCUUUCAUCUGGUUCCUGGAAACAGAGCAACAUGAUGACCUUACGGUCUUCCAGCAAAAGUCAGAUUUAAUUUCUGCAUUGCAGUGCAACUUAAUUAGCUAUUGGAAUUAGAUUACAGUUUACUAGAUGGCCCUUUACCUUACAUUCUUACUUUUUAUUUACUAUUGAAGUAGCCUUCUUUUUUUUCUCAUGUGUGCAAAUAUCGUAUCAAUAAUCAUCGCGAUUCCACAAGGUGUCUUUGUUCUGAACAAGCAUGUUAUUCUUGUAAAGUUUUAAGCAUAAGUUAAGAUGUUUUGUACAGACCAAGGUAACUGUUAAAAUGUCAAGCAAUUACUGAAAUGUUGUAUAGUUACAAAAGUUUGAUUUCUUUUGCUUUAUAUGUAUAAAAUUGUAUCUUGCCUGUUUUGCUUUGUAUUUCCAACGUGUUGCACAAUUAUGCAUUUUGUUUACAUUUGUUCCUUCUUCAGAAAAAAAAAAAAAAAAGGAAAUAACAGUAAUACUUUAUGUACAAACAUUUUAAAUGUACUUUUGUUGUUUUUAAACACAAUGUCUCUGUACAAAUAAUAUUGGUUGAACUGGUACAUUUGUGUCUCUCAUAGAGGGAUUAAUUAUACUGCCAGUGCAUUGAAUUAUUUAAAAAAAAAAAAAAAGUAAAAUAAAAUUUUUAUGAAAA